AUGCCUUCCAGACUCACCAAGACCCGCAAGCAGUACGUUCCUCUCCAUCAUCAGCACUCGCGAACGGCCGCCCAGCAAUGCGCCGCCCACGACAGCAGAAUAUUUCGAACAUGGAAACUUCUACUAAUACUUCUACCAUCACAGCCGCGGUCACGUUUCGGCCGGUCAUGGUCGUGUCGGCAAGCACAGGAAGCAUCCCGGUGGUCGUGGUAUGGCCGGUGGUCAGCACCACCACCGCACCAAUCUCGACAAGUACCAUCCAGGUUACUUUGGAAAGGUUGGAAUGAGAUACUUCCACAAGCUCCAGAACCAGUUCUGGAAGCCCGUCAUCAACCUCGACAAGGUGCGUAUUCUAACAAUAUGCUUGAGCAAUCAGUGGUGGAUGAGCUGACAUGGGAUCAUUGGUAACAGCUCUGGUCGCUCGUCCCACAAGAGCAGCGCGAGAAGUACCUCGCUGGCGGCAAGACCGACACUGCCCCAGUCCUCGAUCUCCUCCCUCUCGGCUACAGCAAGGUCCUUGGUAAGGGUCGCAUCCCCGAGAUCCCACUCAUCGUCCGCGCCCGCUACUUCUCCAAGGACGCCGAGCGCAAGAUCAAGGAGGCUGGUGGCGUCGUCCAGCUCGUUGCCUAA
Messenger RNA from Lecanosticta acicola, 630 nucleotides. The record is from the annotation of a GenBank genome assembly. Lineage: Eukaryota; Fungi; Ascomycota; Dothideomycetes; Mycosphaerellales; Mycosphaerellaceae.